Molecule: messenger RNA, 1164 nt
Organism: Hydractinia symbiolongicarpus
Lineage: Eukaryota; Metazoa; Cnidaria; Hydrozoa; Anthoathecata; Hydractiniidae
Product: potassium channel subfamily K member 15-like
Exons: 3
Coding region: 170-904 (244 amino acids)
Biological process (GO): potassium ion transmembrane transport; stabilization of membrane potential
Cellular component (GO): membrane
Molecular function (GO): potassium ion leak channel activity
Source: RefSeq, a predicted model, not a curated record
AAGAUAAAUUUUUUAUGCUCGCUUGAAUCGUGUAUUGAUCAGUCAGCUACUAUAUUAAACGUUUUUCUUUAUCGAAAAGAUAUUUUUUAACGUAAAGUCAUGAAUGCGACAAGUUCAAGAUAAUUCAGAAUUUGAAGUAUAAUUCACUCACUUAAAUAAAGACGCAGAAAUGUACAAAACAGUACAGUUGUUGUUGGUCAUAGUUCACCGCACCAUUUUGCUGGCUGUUACGCUCGUUGCCGGCACUUUAAUCUUUGCAGAAAUCGAACACAUUAAUUAUGAGAGCGCCGGAUUUUUUUGUUGGACGGUGGUCACCACCAUAGGCUAUGGUAAUAUAACACCCAAGAAAAAUUGGGGAAAAAUCUUCACUAUGAUUUACGGUAUCAUCGGAAUCCCAAUCACUAUGUUUUGUUUGGUAUCAUAUGGCUCCUUUUUGAAUCACUGCAUUAAAAAGUUCAUCGUGGCCACAGAACGAUGCUGCUGCACAAACAAACAGGUGGCAUAUCUACACUUCAAGCUGUUUAUCGCGUUAUUCUUGUUAAGCGUAGGCGAGUUGUUUUUGGGCGGAUACGCAAUGUACGAAAUGAACGAGUGGUCGUUUCUUGAUUCGGUUUACACUUGGUUCGUGUCCAUAUCAACAAUAGGCUUCGGUGAUUUCGUGCCAAGCUAUCCUCCUGAGAAAAACCUCGUCAACUCACUAGUGAGCGUCGUUAUUCAAUUGUUUUGCAUGGUCACAUUUGCGUCGUUCAUCGAGGCAAUUCAAGGGAUGAUCGAGUCAGUUAAUAACAACUCGCGAGGGGUUUGGUCCAUCAUAUUUUGUUGUUAUAAGGAUGAAGAGAAAGAGUGCUACGAAAUACAACGGGAUUCAAAUUCAAGCUUUGGAUUAAAUUACGUUAAAGAUUAAAAUGUUUUAUAUCCAUUAAAAAUCAGAGUGUAAUGGGGCUAGGUUUUAGUUGCGAAGCAAAAUAGAUCAGAAAUACAUGAAAAAAUGAAAGACAUAAGAUAUGCAUGAACGCAAAUGCAUAAAUUCUAUAAAGCAUUCAGUUCAGAUUGGUAGUAGUGAGAAAUGGAUAUUGCUGUCUAGUGUUGAUGUUGUUAUAUCGUACAGCACAUGUAAUCACAAAUGAUUUUUUAAAAAAAAUAAAGUUGUCUUGUUAUCGGGGA